UCGUCGCUUUCUCUCCCUCUCCCUCCGCGCGGGCAGGGUUUAGGGUUUAGGACCCACCAUCUCCUUCGAUCCCUCCGGCGCCGUCACGUCGAACAAUUCCUGAGAAGCAGGUCAAGAAGUUGAAGCCGAGGUUUUGUGAGGAAAUUGAAUAAGACAGGCUGCAAUGUCGGAAACAGAGAGGGAAUUGCCUUAUGUGCCGGAUGAGUGGUCUGAGGCUGUGAAUUCUAUCGCCAACAGUUCCAUAAUGUCGGCAGUGCCACCUGUAGCCCUGGUCUGUGGCCCGAAAAAUAGCGGCAAAAGCACCUUUUCCCGUGUCCUUGUUGAAGUUCUUCUCCAGAGGUACAAAAAAAUAGCUUAUCUGGACACGGAUGUCGGCCAGCCUGAAUUCACUGCCCCUGGUUUUAUUUCUCUCACAGUAUUGGAUAAAUCAAUUCUAGACUCAGAUAUGUCCAUUCCAUGUGUAAAGACUCCUGACAGAUGUUUUUUCUUCGGUGAUCUUUCUCCUAAGAGGGAUCCGAAAGCAUAUCUAAGGUAUAUAUUUACCCUAUAUGAUUACUACCAGUUACACUUCUCCCAGUCUAACGAGAGCAAAACUGGGUUGCCGCUCGUUGUUAAUACACCAGGCUGGGUAAAAGGUAUAGGAUAUGAUAUGUUGGUGGACAUGCUGAGAUAUGUUUCUCCCACCCAUGUUGUGAAGGUCAACAUAUCUGCCGAGACCAAGAACCUCCCAGCUGGGUUGUUCUGGUUAGAUGGUAACCAGGAGGAGACUAUUAAUCUAAUGGAGAUUGGAUCAGCUUACCGAGACAGUUUCAAUCGAUCUGUUUUAAUACAAAAAGAUACCCGUCUCAUGCGGGAUAUGCGGAUAAUCGCUUACUUCAAACAGUGCAUCAGAGAUAAGGAAGUCGGCACAAUCAAAGAACUCGCCCAUGAACUUGCUUCUCAUACCCCUUAUGAAGUCCCAAUCUCGAGCAUAAAAAUCGAGCAUCUUCAUUUUCAGAUUCCAAGCUCUGAAGUCUUGUAUAGUCUGAACGCAACUAUUGUCGGCUUGGGCGUUAGUUCUGAUGUGUUUGAAGAUUUGCCUCCGUGUGUGGGUCUUGGGUUGGUUAGAGGUAUUGACAUGGAGAAAGGCGUCUUGUAUGUUAUCACCCCCGUCGCCGAACACAUCCUCCAGAAAGUUGAUCUUAUCCUGCAGGGUUGUAUUCAAAUACCCACUUGCUUAUUAGAGGUGAGAGAAUACAGAUCUCCCUACAUUUCUACAAAUGUCUUGGCCGUAAGCUGAUGGACUCAGGGGGCUUCUCUCAUUCGUCACUUCGGCUCUGUUUCUUUUGGUUUUUGCCCCAUCUUUGUUAGGUUCUCUGAUGAUCUUUAAACUAUUCAUGCACGUGUUUAUAUUCAUAACUCAUAGGAUUUGUUCACAUUAAAUUGGCAAUGAAUAGUGAUCAGAAUUGCAUGUUGCA
Molecule: messenger RNA, 1457 nt
Organism: Tarenaya hassleriana
Lineage: Eukaryota; Viridiplantae; Streptophyta; Magnoliopsida; Brassicales; Cleomaceae
Product: polynucleotide 5'-hydroxyl-kinase NOL9-like
Exons: 10
Coding region: 164-1279 (371 amino acids)
Biological process (GO): cleavage in ITS2 between 5.8S rRNA and LSU-rRNA of tricistronic rRNA transcript (SSU-rRNA, 5.8S rRNA, LSU-rRNA)
Cellular component (GO): nucleus
Molecular function (GO): polynucleotide 5'-hydroxyl-kinase activity
Source: RefSeq, a predicted model, not a curated record